This is a messenger RNA of Nyctereutes procyonoides (raccoon dog), 1272 nucleotides long. RefSeq names its product Sin3A associated protein 25 (gene SAP25). Gene Ontology annotation, cellular component: cytoplasm; nucleus. NCBI's taxonomy places the organism in Eukaryota, Metazoa, Chordata, Mammalia, Carnivora, Canidae. Gene Ontology annotation, biological process: regulation of DNA-templated transcription. Bases 181 to 1170 code for a protein of 329 amino acids. The transcript has 6 exons. The record is from RefSeq and is a predicted model, not a curated record.
CCCCGCGCGGGGAGCCGCUCUGGCGUGUGGGGCGGCGGGCAGCGCUGGCCCCGCCACCCCCGCCACCAGGGGGCGCCCGCGGGAUCCCGGCGGGAGCGCGCGCCACGUGGCCCGGAAACGCGCUGGGCGCCGGCGUGGUGGCGAGGCCCUGCGAGGUGGGCCGGCGACCUGGGCUGGCGGAUGGCUGCGGGAGGUGGGGGCCGCGUGGGGUCCCCGGAGGGCGAGGUGGGCGGCGCGGGCGGGGCGGACGCCGGCACAGAGCUGCUGCCCCGCGCUGCCCUCCCCCCCAGACGCGGCAUGUUGCCCGGGCCGCCUCGGCGCUGGGACGCGGGCAGAGAGGCGCCGGAGGAACGGGGCCCCUCGGCGGGCAGUGACUCCGGCGAGGCCUGGACCUCUGGAGAGGAAGCCCUGGGGGAGCCAGGAACAUCCCCACAGGACAGCCCGCAGCCCUGGUCACGAAGGCCUUCCUGGACCCAGAGAGAGCAGCUGCUGGCCCGGUCCCCACCAGGCCUGGCUGCUGAGCACUCCCCGGGAACCCCAGUUGCCCUUUCCCCCCAGAUGGCCUGGGAGGUGGCCCCCUCAAGGAUGACUGUGUUAGCACCGUGGGACCUCAACUACAAGGCCAAAGCAGGGCCACAGAUGGUGUGGGGACCUAGCUGUGCUUCUGGUGCCUCCUUCUCAAGCCGGACCUUGUGUCAUCCCUCAUUUUGGCCGCUGUACGAGGCAGCCUCAGGCCGGGACCUCAGACCCCUGGCCCCAGCAGCAGGAUGUCAGAAUGGAGAGCAGGCACCCAGGGAUGCAGGGUUCCCAGUGAUGUGCCAUGAAGAUGUCUUUCUGUCAGAUCCGCUGCUUCCCUGUGGGCAGCGUGUCCCCCUGUACCUGUCGGAGGCCUCUCAGCAGGUCAUGGGCUCUCUGAAGCUGCUGCUUCCACCUCCUAUCAUGUCUCCCUGGGUGCUCCACACACCAUCCCCGGGCUGCUCCACUGCCUGGCUCAGUGGGCCUGAGCUGAUCGCCCUUACAGGCCUCCUGCAGAUGAGCCAGGGGCCUCCUAGACCUGCCUCCUCCGGGGCUCCCACGUCCCCUGUUGGCCCCCCAGGCCCUGUACCUGUCCACCCAGGCCCCAGUGGUGGCCCGAACUCUUCUCACUGCACUGACCCAUCUGUUCCAUGAACCCCAGACACCUCAUUGAACACAGCCCUUUUGGGGGUAGAGUGGGUCCCCUUCUCCCCUGGGCAGGUUCUCUUGACAAUAAAAGUGUUGGUUUGCAAACAG